This is a messenger RNA of Coregonus sp. 'balchen', 24376 nucleotides long. The record is from the annotation of a GenBank genome assembly. Lineage: Eukaryota; Metazoa; Chordata; Actinopteri; Salmoniformes; Salmonidae.
AUGCGUUUGGCGUGUCAACACGAGGUGAGAACACACAUGAGCCAGAUUCAGGCCGUCCGCACCCAAAUCACUCCUGACACCUCUUAAGGGGCCCUCGGCAUCAAUGGCUCUCUGCUACAAUUACCCCCUCAGUAAUAAUGACAUAAGCACCCAGUUCCUUCCUGCCGGCGCCUUUUACUGACCUGAAAUCUGAUACCAGAGGGUAGUUAUCUGAUCCUUUAGGCCCAACAGACCGAGACAGACAAGACAGGACUGUUCUCAGAACAGUGGUUAUCUGAUCCCAGAGGCCGUGGAAGGCUGUUGGUCCCUCAGAUAAACUGAUUGUGUUUCAGAGUACUAUUGCCGUUUGCCAAAUUUACAAGAGCGAGAAAGUAUCCUCUGAGUGUUUUCUAAUGAGUUAUGAUAACCUACAAAAUAAAAUACUGUACAAUUUACAGCACAGACUUUGAGAUUACAUUUCUAAAGAUUUGUAAAGAUAAAGAAUUUCAAAGAUGGCAGCCCAAGUUACACAGCAGGGAUUUCAACAUGAUUUGCUUGGUUGCAAACAAGGCUGUAAAUUAAACAUGUUCAUUGGUAGCACUGGUGCGCCCAACUUAAAAGUUAGGAACACAACAUAAAAUGUAGGAGCACCAGAAAAUACGUUUUUAUUUUUUAUUGAUUGAGAUAUAGCCUAUAUUGGGCCUAGCCUAUAUGAAUUCUAGCUAUUUUUGAAGCACAUGUUGUGCCCUAGAAACCUAAACCCUAAUAUUUAACCCUGUAGAGACAUUUGUUUAUUAUUAAAAGGAAAAGUUGAUACAAACACCUGUAUUACAAAGUCAUUUGUCGAAAUAUUAGGUUUCUACGUUGUGUAAAAGCACUACCUAUUGAGAUGCAUUACAUUGGGAAUUGUACACGGUCUCUUUAAGAGCAUCAAGUUUGUGAGUGAAGACAUGCAAGAGAACGUGUCGCGUUCAAGACAACUUGGAAACUCAGAAAUGUCCGACUUGGAAACUUGUAGAAAGACGAGGUACGAGUUUCCCACUUGGAAAGUAUCAGAAUCAACCAAUAGAAAGCUCUACGUAAAAAAAAGUAUGUACAUUUUAACUGCAAGAUUCAGAGUUGUCUUGUACGCGGCGUCACUGGCGUAGCACACACUCCCGCAGCCCCAGCAAGGUGGGGGUCCACGAGUUUUGGGAGCCCCGAACCCAAGAAAAAAAUUAUAAUAAUCACAAUGGUUUUAUUUUUUUACAAUUUGGGGUUGGGGUCCACCUGGAAGUCGGGCCUCCCAGAUAGCAUAUGAACACGUCAAAAGCCAUGAAAAUAAUGUUUUGAAUUACAGGGAAUUAGCUUUUGCAACAUAGUCUCUCAGCCUCAUGGCAAAAUGUGUAGAAUAGCAGGAAAUUAGCUCAGGGAUUCAUGAAAGUUGGGACAAUCCUUGUCCGGCAAGGAAACUUUUUUUAUUAGAUUUUGUUGCAUUAUUUGAGUUUACAAUUUACAUUUAUGGGAAUUUUAAGGGAAAAUAUUUGGAGUUUUGGGAUGCGUAUUCCAGCAUGACAAUGACCCAAAACACACGGCCAAGGCAACAAAGGAGUGGCUCAAGAAGAAGCACAUUAAGGUCCUGGAGUGGCCUAGCCAGUCUCCAGACCUUAAUCCCAUAGAAAAUCUGUGGAGGGAGCUGAAGGUUGGAGUUGCCAAACGUCAGCCUCGACACCUUAAUGACUUGGAGAAGAUCUGCAACGAGGAGUGGAACAAAAUCCCUCCUGAGAUGUGUGCAAACCUGGUGGCCAACUACAAGAAACGUCUGACCUCUGUGAUUGCCAACAAGGGUUUUGCCACCAAGUACUAAGUCAUGUAUGCAGAGGGGUCAAAUACUUAUUUCUCUCAUUAAAAUGCAAAUCAAUUUAUAACAUUUUUGACAUGUGAUUUUUGUUUUGUUAUUCUGUCUCUCACUGUUCAAAUAAACCUACCAUUAAACUGAUAGACUGGUCAUGUCUUUGUCAGUGGGCAAAUGUACAAAAUCAGCAGGGGAUCAAAUACUUUUUUCCCUCACUGUACAGGUAGUGCAACAAGACCACUCAUGGUCUGUAAAGCUCUCUACUUUUUAUCAAACAAUAUUGGAAUCACCUUGGUCACAACCAUACUUUCAACUCAAUCUGCCUGAUAGAAUUUGAAUUUUGGUUCCAAUAUGUUAGGCCAACAUUUUAAUUAGGUUUUAGUCAUAUGAAUGACUGAUGCCGAGGAAAAACAACAUUGCUACUGUGUAUACAACUUGAAUGAAAAAUUAUAUUUUUGUAAACUCCGUGAAAAUCAACUUCAUUAGAUUUUUGUCUAAUGUCAACUAAACUCUGUCAGUGCUUAAAGAGCUGAUAGAAUGGUUGUUUUUAUUGUGGAUUUUCAAAUGAAUAAUUUUCCAUGUUUUACAAAUGUUUGUAUUUAACUUAAAUUUUUAGAGGCAAAAAUAUGUCUGUUUUGAGUAUCUGUUGUCAACUCCGUCAGUGGCUUGUCAAUUAUAGCUAACCCCCUUAAGACCUUUAAUAUUCUGAGAAAAUAUUUUUAUCACUGUUCUGCAGCAUAUGCUUAAACUAUUGAAGCAUUUGCUGUGCAAGACCUAAGGGAUGAUGUUUGCUUUCUAAAAUGUUUUUUGUUCUAAAUCUAGAAUUACAUGGCAAAAUGCUAACGAAAUUAGCUGUGGAGCAUUUAAUAAUGCUAACAGCAUCAGUCAUUCAUUCAUUGCUAAUGAUAUUGAUCUCCUGAAGAAGCUAUCCCUUUUUCUUUCUUUCUGUGCCAACAAAUGUUUGGAUAUAGGUAAAGUAACCACGAUAAACCAAAAAUUAUCGACACCAAUCAUUUAUCGCAGGCAUUUUGCUGAUAUCAUUCAUUACGAUAAGUAGCCUAUACUAGAGAAAUGUGAAGUUUGAAAUGGAAUAAGUUUGCUAAUAUGGGUGAUUGUUAAUGGGACAAUUGAUGGAUACAACCAUCAAACUAGUAGUAGUUUAAAAAAAACUAAGGUCUAAGGGCCCGGGGGUUGGGUUUCUACUAAGCUAACAAAUGGAAUUGUUUUUAAGAUGAUCAUAACAAGGAUCAUUUAGCAAUUGAUUUGGAAUUUUUUGACCCCUGGAAAUACAGUGCAUUCGGAAAGUAUUCAGACCCCUUGACUUUUUCCACAUUUUGUUAGGUUACAGCCUUAUUCUAAAAUGGAAUAAAUUGUUGUUGUUUUUUCUCAUCUAUCUACACACAAUACCCUAUAAUGACAAAAGCAGUAACAGUUUUGUAGACAUUUUUGCGUAUAAUUUUAGGAUUCUUGGUCACCUCCCUGACCAAGUCCCUUCUCCCCCGAUUGUACAGUUUGGCCAGGCAGCCAGCUCUAGUCUUGGUGGUUCCAAACUUCUUCCAUUUAAGAAUGAUAGAGGCCACUGUGUUCUUGGGGACUGCAGAAAUGUUUUGGUACCGUUCUCCAGAUCUGUGCCUCGACACAAUCCUGUCUUGGAGCUCUACGGACAAUUCCUUUGACCUCAUGAAUUGGUUUUUGCUCUGACAUGCACUGUCAACUGUGGGACCUUAUAUAGACCGGUGUGUGCCUUUCCAAAUCAUGUCCAAUCAAUUUAAUUUACCACAGGUGGACUCCAAGUUGUAGGAACAUCUCAAGGAUGAUCAAUGGAGACAGGAUGCACCUGAGCUCAAUUUCGAGUCUCAUAGCAAAGAGUCAUUAUGGGGUAUUGUGUGUAGAUUGAGGAAAAUGUUUUAUUUAAUCAAUUUUAGAAUAAGGCUGUAACGUAACAAAAUGUGGAAAAAAAUCAAGGGGUCUGAAUACUUUCCGAAUGCACUGUAUAGCACACUAUUUUACAUACAGCAUUAUUUUAUUUUUUUAAAGGACCAAAGAGUUUGGUCUGCUUCGUGUUUUCAUUCGCGUGGAUGCGGCCUCCACAGAAGUCAGAGCAUGCAUACUUUUUGCACUUCGGGGAGCUGACAUACGCAUCCAAUAAAUUGGUCUGCACCGCACCACUCGUAGUGAUUCAGGGUUCAUCUCUAUAGCCAUCCAGCUAAUUACGAGCAACUGGCUAAAUGAAAAGACCUUACCUCUUGUGAGUUGUUGGGGAGUCUGUUUCCCGGUGCUUGACAUAGGAGCUCAGCCACGAUAGCAUGAUGUAAAAAGGCGGCACCAUUUUCCCACCUGCAUCUCCAUCCUGAAUCUCCCCAUUGCCCCCCAGCAAAAUUAGCCUACAUUUAGGAUAUUGUUUAUAUGUGUAUUUCACACUAUGUUGAGGAACAAAUCGGAGUAUAAUGCUUGUAUGGAUGUCAACCCCAAUGCUUGUUCAUGUCAUGGUCAUCAAUCAUCUGCGUUACAGUUAAAAACGACUGACUAACGACCGAUUUCUGUAUGCUAGCUAUGCUACCAGCUUAUACGAACGGGAGUUAGCAUUUAGCAGUCACUUCUUCUAAACCUGAAAAGGGACGACUUCUAAAUGUUAUGCAGCGAAAACAGCCAAAUAUAUCCAAAUCGGGUUUUAGGAACCACAUUUGUGGGCCUGUUACCAUGCAUCAAUCAUAACGGAUUUUACAAAUAUCCACUUUGUUAGAUCAUAUUUGUUGAAUGUGCGCCAAUCCUUCAAUCCACCACGGUCUGCAUUCCAUUGAUCUCUUUACCACAUCUAUCCCCAUUAUCUCCCCGAUCUCUUUCCAGGAGUUCAAACUCAUUUUCGUGUCUUUGAAAUUUCUACACGAGGUAUCAUAAAGAUGCAUUUUAUUUGUGAACUUGUUCUGAUAGCCUUUCAUCAAAGUUCUCCAUGUUUGUUUUCAAGGAAUUUAGUUUGUGUUUAUACAGGAUGUAUCUCCCACACCUACCAUCAACCAAUCAUGUCAUUGCGGAGCUAUGCAGAGCCCUCCACAUUGUUACAAAAUUUGUGAGGCGCACGGCAUGUGGGUGGAUUUUUUUUUCUAGUCGCACUGGUGCUCCCAAAAUAAAUGUCAGGUCACACAGCAAAAUAUUUAGGAGCAUAUGCUUUAGUCGCACUUUAGAGACCUGGUUGCAAGGUAUCCCGAAUUCUACAGCAUUUUAUGACACCUGUUUUUGCUUGUGGUGUGGAGGGUAGUGUGUCGAUACAAUUUCAAGCACGGUGUAUAACUGGCUUUAGAGAAAAUAUUCAGACAGGCAUUGCUGACAGUCCCUUCUAACGUACUAAAAUGGUUCCAACUGACGAUUGUUUACGCUUUUCUGCUUAACAGAAGCCUUGCGCUGCUGUUUAAUAUAUUUAGCCAAGAAACCUCUAGUCAUAAGUAAAGUUCCAGGUCCCCUUUCAUGCCACUCCCCUUGCCCCCUCAGUAACACAGUAUUUUAGUGCAGGCCGGGCACAAUGCCAUGACUAGUAGGAAUGGACCAAGGCCAGAAUCAGUAGACUUUAUCGAUGCCAAGGCUCAAUGGAGUAGGCCAAUGCCAGACCUGAGCCUGACAGAACCCAGCAGAACCAGAAACACAAUAUUUGCCCACGGAUCCGAAAGCGAAGAGUGAUCGCUCUCUUUUAGAGUCGAAAGGGCAUAGGAAUGUAACGUUUAAACAACCAUUUUUAUAUCGUUUUUCCAUUAAAACUAUAAGAAAUUCAUAAACUUCCAUGUGAAUUCACAAUGUUGCUGCCAUUAAUGGUUUGGGUCUCACGGUGUGUCCCUUUCAGAUGGUUAAGCAUUGCACCUGUACUACCAUUACUGUACCCCAAUUCCACCUCGUAAAGUUUGCAUUUCCUUCUCAUUUAACUUCUCAAAGUAUUACCAUACAGGACUUAGGCCCCGUGUAGCUCAGUUGGUAGAGCAUGGCGCUUGCAACGCCAGGGUUGUGGGUUCGAUUCCCACGGGGGGCCAGUAUGAAAAAAAAAAAAAAAUGCACUAACUGUAAAGUCGCUCUGGAUAAGAGCAUCUGCUAAAUGACUAAAAUGUAAAUGUAGGUGCUGUCGCUUGCAUUUUUCAAAAGUUACUGACGAUGAUGUGGUGGUGGAGAGUUGACUCCAAAAUAAUUGCAUGUCCACUGCCAUUUCUGUGUCAACAGAUAUCUUUAUAUGAUGACGAGAUGCUCAUGUCUCCGCCCUAACAAUGGGAGUUGUCCCAAAAGCGGGAAGGCAGGCGACAAGCUUAGGUCCAAAACAAGGCUUAUUUUGGACAGAUUUUGGCGAGAGUGAAACCUCUCGCUUCACCUCUUCCUCUCUGGUGUCAGGAUUCAAUUCCGCUAAGAAUCGACUCCUAAGAUUCAGUAUUUUUGAAACGGAGGAGACUGAUUUAGUUGCUGUACUUCCGAGAACAGAAACACUUGCAUCUUUCAUAGUGAGCUAGCAAGGGACGGGGAGGGGCACAGUAAAGAAAGGUUCGGUCACCAGGCGGACGGAGUCAAAACCGUGCACUAGGCGAAUCUAUCGGCAAUCAAAAGCUGUAUUUUACAAUGGAAUGUUGUAUCUUGCAAUUUCUUGGCUUGCAAUGUCUCACAACUUCAGUAAAGCAGGGCCUGUCAUCAAUGAAUAGGCUAGGAUAUUCUACACACAACAGACCGAAGUCUGAAUACACUCGCAUCAUUAGCGAAGAGCAAGGGCAGCCAUGCCUCGCAAAGUAGCCUAAAGUUCGCCUCUUUCUCUUGAUUUAAUUUUAAUUAUACAACUUUCCCCAGGCCUUUAUAGCCUACCGUCUAGUUAGGCUAUAACUCGGAAAAUAAUAUGUUUUGUUUUACCUGCACUGUGAUUUAUAAUUUUGUUUUUAAAAUAUUAAACAUAAAUUAGGGAUUUUUCUUAACGUUAAAGAUCCCAAUUUAAAAAGUUCACACCCCUAAAAGAGCCCAUUCCUCAAUCCGCACCAGGGCUUUAAAAUAAGGCCUUUGUGUUAUUGUUUCUGAUAUCUGUGGUUUAUGGUGCUCUCAAGUAUGGACUCCCUCUCUCUCUCUCACACACACACACACUUGAUUUCUAAUCUGACUAUAUACCUUAACCUACACUUUUUUUUUAAAUAACUCUUAUUGGUUUAUUUUCCAGUCUGCCCUGCUUUCAUUGGCCGUUUGUAGUUGUUGCUCUGGCCUCAUUGGCUGGCUGGAGAGUGUUCUAUAUUUUCAUUGGCCAGAUGGGGGUUGCGUUCUCCCACUGACUGUGUUACAGAGGUGCUAGCUAUGGAUUUUAUUAAGCAUCUCCAUAACAGCAAUGCAACCAUGACCACUGCCUCCCAAUCUGCCAAUUGGCUGCGUACAAACACCUCUGCAGGUGACUUCACUUUUCCUUUCUCUCCUUUUCACCUUAAUUUCUUAUUUUCUUUCUCCUGACGUUGUCUUGAAGUCUGUUACUUUUAUUACUCUCUUUGCCUCUCCCUCUCAAGUUCCAUCUCUUUUCAAACUCUUCUCUUUCCGCUUCUCAACAGUUCAUUGAUAAAAAUCUAAUUUCUCGCAGCAUCUCUCCUCUCCCACCCUCUCUCCCCAGGAGCCUCUGGGAUCUAGCCCACGGGUGUGCCCCACCUAGGGAACUACCUUGGGGCUCUGGAGAGCUGGGUGUCCCUGCAGAGCCAGUACCCCUCAGUGCUCUACAGCAUAGUGGACCUGCACUCCAUCACCCAGUCCCAGGACCCCGCCCUGCUGCGGGUCAACAUACUGGACAUGGCUGCUGGCCUGUGGCAUCGACCCAGAGACAAUAAUCCUCUUCCAAUACAGUCACAGGUUAGUCAGACACACAUGCAGGCAGGCACACACUCCUACAUACAUACACAUACACACAUACACAUACAUAAUCACUGCUCUAUUAAGAGUUUGAGUCUAUUUUCUAAUGUGGUGUUUCAAACAGUUGGAAAAGCUGAGUGUGUGUUUGUGAUUUCGCGGUCUGAGCAGGCUGCCUUGGAUCUGUUUCCCAGCAUGUCAUCAAGAGAGUCAGCUGGAGUGGCGGCCAUAUUGGAAUGUUUAUUUUAUCAUGGCAAGCUCUGAAUGGUUACCUAAUGCAGGCAGUUUAAAACCCUUAUUUUAUCACUCCGAUCCUUAUCUUCACUGUUUGCUCUGCAAAUUCACAGGGAUUAUGAAAACACAUUGGCAAACCACCAUUUACUUCAGAGGAAGCCACAUGAAGGGGAUAACGAUAGAUUUACUGUAUGCACCACUUCAACAGAUCAGUAUUUUUUGGGGGUAAACUCCUGAGUUAGGAAAAUAAGUGUAAUCCGAAUAGACAUUUUCUUCUCCCUUGACACCUAAAAUGUGUGUUUGUAUGUGUGUGUCACACUAUCUCUGCAAGUGCCAUAAGUGUUUUGAUAGUGUGGUCCAUCUGUGAUAUUUCUCACACACACACACACACACACUGAGCCCUAUUUUUAUUCCCGUUUAGCUUCAUGCCACAUAUCUUGGCAGCGAAGGGAAUCUCCUAUUGAACAAACUAACCGGAGUCUGUUCCACAUGUACAAAUACCACUACCGCCCAAAGAAAACACUUGACUUUAUUGAAGAAAUGGUGACCAGUUGAAAUCAAUAGUGUCUUAAGUGAAGGGCCUUCAGCUUGAAAAUAUUGUGUGUGUGCGAGAGAAAGACCAAAGUAAAGUUACACCAGUGGAAGCUCCUCAGAGGAGGAACGGGAAGACCAUCCUACUCAGUGAAUUUCAUAAAAAAUUUAAAUAGUGAAACGUUAAAGUUAUCCUUUUUAGAUAAAACUAUACUAAAUAUAUACACGUCAACAAAUAAUUAAUUAAAACACACUGUUUUGCAAUGAAGGUCUACAGUCGUGGUCAAAAGUUUUGAGAAUGACACAAAAACGAAUUUUCACAAAGUAUGCUGCCUCAGUUUUGAUGAUGGCAAUUUGCAUAUACUCCAGAAUGUCAUGAAGAGUGAUCAGAUGAAUUGCAAUUAAUUGCAAAGUCCCUCUUUGCCAUGAAAAUGAACUUAAUCCCCAAAAAACAUUUCCACUGCAUUUCAGCCCUGCCACAAAAGGACCAGCUUCCAUCAUGUCAGUGGUUCUCUCGUUAACACAGGUGAGAUUGUUGACGAGGACAAGGCUGGAGAUCACUCUGUCAUGCUGAUUGAGUUAGAAUAACAAACUGGAAGCUUUAAAAGGAGGGUGGUGCUUGAAAUCAUUGUUCUUCCUCUGUUAACCAUGGUUACCUGCAAGGAAACACGUGCCGUCAUCAUUGCUUUGCACAAAAAGGGCUUAACAGGCAAGGAUAUUGCUGCUAGUAAGAUUGCACCUAAAUCAACCAUUUAUCGGAUCAUCAAGAACUUCAAGGAGAGAGGUUCAAUUGUUGUGAAGAAGGCGUCAGGGCGCCCAAGAGAGUCCAGCAAGCGCCAGGACCGUCUCCUAAAGUUGAUUCAGCUGCGGGAUCGGGGCACCACCAGUGCAGAACUUGCUCAGGAAUGGCUGCAGGCAGGUGUGAGUGCAUCUGCACGCACAGUGAGGUGAAGACUUUUGGAGGAUGGCCUGGUGUCAAGAAGAGCAGCAAAGAAGCCACUUAUCUCCAGGAAAAACAUCAGGGACUGACUGAUAUUCUGCAAAAGGUACAGGGAUUGGACUGCUGAGGACUGGGAUAAAGUCAUUUUCUCUGAUGAAUCCCCUUUCCGAUUGUUUGGGGCAUCCGGAAAACACCUUGUCCAGAGAAGAGAAGGUGAGCGCUACCAUCAGUCCUGUGUCAUGCCAACAGUAAAGCAUCCUGAGACCAUUCAUGUGUGGGGUUGCUUCUCAGCCAAGGGAGUGGGCUCAGUCACAAUUUAGCCUAAGAACACAGCUAUGAAUAAAGAAUGGUACCAACACAUCUUCCGAGAGCAACUUCUCCCAACCAUCCAAGAACAGUUUGGUGACGACCAAUGCCUUUUCCAGCAUGAUUGAGCACCUUGCCAUAAGGCAAAAGUGAUAACUAAAUGGCUCGGGGAACAAAACAUUGAAAUUUUGGGUCCAUGGCCAGGAAACUCCCCAGACCUUAAUCCCAUUGAGAACUUGUGGUCGAUCCUCAAGAGGCGGGUGGACAAACAAAAACCCACAAACUCCAAGCAUUGAUUAUGCAAAAAUGGGCUGCCAUCAGUCAGGAUGUGGCCCAGAAGUUAAUUGACAGCAUGCCAGGGCGGAUUGCAGAGGUCUUGAAAAAGAAGGGUCAACACUGCAAAUAUUGACUCUUUGCAUAAACUUAAUGUCAUUGUCAAUAAAAGCCUUUGACACUUAUGGAAUGCUUGUAAUUAUACUUCAGUAUACCAUAGUAACAUCUGACAAAAAUAUCUCAUAACACUGAAGCAGCGAACUUUGUGAAGACCAAUACUUGUGUCAUUCUCAAAACUUUUGAUCACGACUGUACAGUAGCCUCAACAGCACUCUGUAGGGUAGCACCAUGGUGUAGCCAGAGGACAGCUAUUUUCCGUCCUCUGGGUGCAUUGACUUCAAUACAAAACCUAGGAGGCUCAUGGUUCUCACCCGCUUCCAUAGACUUACACAGUAAUUAUGACGACUUCCGGAGGACGCCCUCCAACCCAUCAGAGCUCAUGCAGCAUGAACUGACAAGUUGUCCAUCCAAUCAAAGGAUCAGAGAAUGAAUAUUGUACUGAAAGCAUAAGCUGCAGCUAGCUAGCACUGCAGUGCAUAACAUGUGGUAAGUAGUUGACUCAAAGAGAGAGAAAGACAAUAGCUUAACAGUUUUGAACAAAUGUAUUUCUUAAAUGGAGAAGUAGCAGAGAGGGAGAAAAAGCUAGCUAUAUUUCGUUGUAUUUUUUUCUUCUUCUUAGUUUACCUUUCACUUGCUUAGCUAAUGCAGCUGAUUUAGCCUACUCAACAACCUGACUCAAACAGAGAGGAAUGCUAUUUAUUUUAGCUAGCUGGCUAAGGCCAUCCAACACUGCAUCUCUUCCAAGUCAAGGUAAGCUUUUGGGUUUAUUCAUUUAUUGCCACCGGGGCCCACCGGUGUAAUUGUACACAUGGAUUGGGUUGUGGGUUUACUAAAGCGUUAGUUCUAGUUUGUUGACCAUGACGUUCGCUAAUAUGGUUACAACGAUGUAGAAGUGUAAGGUUUGAAGGUUUGGCUUGGAGAGGUUUCUGUGCCUGGUCACAGAUAGCUGUUGUGUUGUUCACUGAAGUCCACAAGCAAAGGGAAAAGGUGAGAGGAGGAGAGCGUGCAGAUGCGAGAAGAAAUUAUACAACGAGCAAAGUGAUAAUGCUGUAUGUGGCUGCUAUGAAAGUGAACUGUGUGUGGCGGGUGAUCAAGAGUGUAUUCAUUCUGCCGAUUCUGGAUGGACCUACCUGAAUUUGUCCAAAAGAAACUCAUUUUGGACUAAUGAUUACACCCCAGAUCAGCUAGAUGCAGGCAAGAGGUACCGGUGCAUCAAGUCUGACAGCAACAGGCUCUUGAACAGCUUUUAUCCCCAAGCAAUAUGACUGAUAAAUAGCUAACAAAAUAGCUAUACGGACUAUCUGAGUUAACCUAGCAUCUUUAUUGACCUUUUAUUUCAAUAUUUGCACUGUCUCUAUGCUUACUCACAGGGCCCUUCACCCUCACACACACUGUCACUCCAACACACAUACAAACACUCACUCCAUCAUUUUCUUACUCACACAUACAGUGAGGGGAAAAAAGUAUUUGAUCCCCUGCUGAUUUUGUACGUUUGUCCACUGACAAAGACAUGAUCAGUCUAUCAUUUUAAUGGUAGGUUUAUUUUAACAGUGAGAGACCAGAAUAACAACAAAAAAAUCCAGAAAAACGCAUGUCAAAAAUGUUAUAAAUUGAUUUGCAUUUUAAUGAGGGAAAUAAGUAUUUGACCCCUCUGCAAAACAUUACUUAGUACUUGGUGGCAAAACCCUUGUUGGCAAUCACAGAGGUCAGACGUUUCUUGUAGUUGGCCACCAGGUUUGCACACAUCUCAGGAGGGAUUUUGUUCCACUCCUCUUUGCAGAUCUUCUCCAAGUCAUUAAGGUUUUGAGGCUGACGUUUGGCAACUCGAACCUUCAGCUCCCUCCACAGAUUUUCUAUGGGAUUAAGGUCUGGAGACUAGCUAAACCACUCCAGGACCUUAAUGUGCUUCUUCUUGAGCCACUCCUUUGUUGCCUUGGCCGUGUGUUUUGGGUCAUUGUCAUGCUGGAAUACCCAUCCACGACCCAUUUUCAAUGCCGUGGCUGAGGGAAGGAGGUUCUCACCCAAGAUUUGACGGUACAUGGCCCCGUCCAUCAUCCCUUUGAUGCGGUGAAGUUGUCCUGUCCCCUUAGCAGAAAAACACCCCCAAAGCAUAAUGUUUCCACCUCCAUGUUUGACGGUGGGGAUGGUGUUCUUGGGGUCAUAGGCAGCAUUCCUCCUCCUCCAAACACGGCGAGUUGAGUUGAUGCCAAAGAGCUCGAUAUUGGUCUCAUCUGACCACAACACUUUCACCCAGUUCUCCUCUGAAUCAUUCAGAUGUUCAUUGGCAAACUUCAGUCGGCCCUGUAUAUGUGCUUUCUUGAGCAGGGGGACGUUGCGCCGCUGAAGGAUUUCAGUCCUUCACGGCGUAGUGUGUUACCAAUUGUUUUCUUGGUGACUAUGGUCCCAGCUGCCUUGAGAUCAUUGACAAGAUCCUCCCGUGUAGUUCUGGGCUGAUUCCUCACCAUUCUCAUGAUCACUGCAACUCCACGAGGUGAGAUCUUGCAUGGAGCCCCAGGCCGAGGGAGAUUGACAGUUCUUUUGUGUUUCUUCCAUUUGCGAAUAAUCGCACCAACUGUUGUCACCUUCUCACCAAGCUGCUUGGCGAUGGUCUUGUAGCCCAUCCCAGCCUUGUGUAGGUCUACAAUCUUGUCCCUGACAUACUUGGAGAGCUCUUUGGUCUUGGCCAUGGUGGAGAGUUUGGAAUCUGAUUGAUUGAUUGCUUCUGUGGACAGGUGUCUUUUAUACAGGUAACAAGCUGAGAUUAGGAGCACUCCCUUUAAGAGUUUUUCUGGAUUUUUUUGUUGUUAUUCUGUCUCUCACUGUUCAAAUAAACCUACCAUUAAAAUUAUAGACUGAUCAUUUCUUUGUCAGUGGGCAAACGUACAAAAUCAGCAGGGGAUCAAAUACUUUUUUCCCUCACUGUAAUAUGCACAGAUAUGUAUACUCAAAAUCAAAUCAAAUGUUAUUUGUCAAAUGCGCUGAAUACAACAGGUGUAGACCUUACCGUGAAAUGCUUACUUACAAGCCCUUAAUUAACAAUGCAGUUUUAAGAAAAUAGAGUUAAGAAAAUAUUUACUAAAUAAACUACAGUAAAAAAAAUUAAAACAUAUAUAAAUAAAAAAUAAGUAACACAAUAAAAUAACAAUAAUCAGGCUAUAUACAGGGGGUACUGGUACCGAGUCAAUGUGCAGGUUAGUCGGGAUAAUUUGUACAUGUAGGUAAGGGUAACAUGACUAUGCAUAGAUAAUAAACUGCGAGUAGCAGCAGUGUAAAAAAAAGGGGGGGUGUGUCAAUGAAAAUAGUCUGGGUGAUCAUUUAAAUAAUUGUUCAGCAGUCUUAUGGCUUGGAGGUAGAAGCUGUUAAAGAGCCUUUUGGAUCUAGACUUGGCGCUCCGGUACCGCUUGCCGUGCGGUAGCAGGGAGAACAGUGUAUGACUUGGGUGGCUGAAGUCUUUGACAAUUUUUUGGGCCUUCCUCUGACACCGCCUGCUAUAUAGGUCCUGGAUGGUAGGAAGCUUGGCCCCAGUGAUGUACUGGGCUGUACGCACUACCCUCUGUGGCGCCUUACAGUUGGAUGCCGAGCAGUUGCCAUACCAGGCGGUGAUGCAACCGGUCAGGAUGCUCUCGAUGGUGCAGCUGUAGAACUUUUUGAGUAUCUGGGGACCCAUGCCAAAUCUUUUCCGUCUCCUGUGGGAGAAAGGUGUUGUCGUGCCCUCUUCACAACUUUCUUGGUGUGUUUGGACCAUGAUAGUUUGUUGGCGAUGUGGAUACCAAGGAACUUGAAACUCACGACCCGCUCCACUACAGCCCUGUCGAUGUGAAUGGGGGCGUGUUCGGCCCUCCUUUUCCUGUAGUCCACGAUCAUCUCCUUUGUCUUGCUCACGUUGAGGUAGAGGUUGUUGUCCAGGCACCACACUACCAGGUCUCUGACCUCCUCCCUAUAGGCUGUCUCAUCGUUGUCGGUGAUCAAGCCUACCACUGUUGUGUCGUCAACAAACUUAAUAAUGGUGUUGGAGUUGUGCUUGGCCACGCAGUCGUGGGUGAACAGGGAUUACAGGAGGGGACUAAGGACGCACCCCUGAUGGGCCCCUGUGUUGUGUUGUUGCCUACCCUUUCCUCCUGGGGGUGGCCCGUCAGGAAGUCCAGGCUCCAGUUGCAGAGGGAGGUGUUUAGUCCCAGGGUCCUUAGCUUAGUGAUGAGCUUUGUGGGCACUAUGGUGUUGAACGCUGAGCUGUAGUCAAUGAACAGCAUUUUCACAUACAGUGAGGGGAAAAAAGUAUUUGAUCCCCUGCUGAUUUUGUACGUUUGCCCAUUGACAAAGACAUGAUCAGUCUAUAAUUUUAAUGGUAGGUUUAUUUGAACAGUGAGAGACAGAAAAACAACAAAAAAAUCCAGAAAAACGCAUGUCAAAAAUGUUAUAAAUUGAUUUUAAUGAGGGAAAUAAGUAUUUGACCCCCCUGCAAAACAUGACUUAGUACUUGGUGGCAAAAGCCUUGUUGGCAAUCACAGAGGUCAGACGUUUCUUGUAGUUGGCCACCAGGUUUGCACACAUCUCAGGAGGGAUUUUGUCCCACUCCUCUUUGCAGAUCUUCUCCAAGUCAUUAAGGUUUCGAGGCUGACGUUUGGCAUCUCGAACCUUCAGCUCCCUCCACAGAUUUUCUAUGGGAUUAAGGUCUGGAGACUGGCUAGGCCACUCCAGGACCUUAAUGUGCUUCUUCUUGAGCCACUCCUUUGUUGCCUUGGCCGUGUGUUUUGGGUCAUUGUCAUGCUGGAAUACCCAUCCACGACCCAUUUUCAAUGCCUUGGCUGAGGGAAGGAGGUUCUCACCCAAGAUUUGACGGUACAUGGCCCCAUCCAUCGUCCCGUUGAUGCGGUGAAGUUGUCCUGUCCCCUUAGCAGAAAAACAACCCCAAAGCAUAAUGUUUCCACCUCCAUGUUUGACGGUGGGGAUGGUGUUCUUGGGGUCAUAGGCAGCAUUCCUCCUCCUCCAAAGACAGCGAGUUGAGUUGAUGGCAAAGAGCUCGAUUUUGGUCUCAUCUGACCACAACACUUUCACCCAGUUCUCCUCUGAAUCAUUCAGAUGUUCAUUGGCAAACUUCAGACGGGCCUGUAUAUGUGCUUUCUUGAGCAGGGGGACCUUGCAGGCGGUGCAGGAUUUCAGUCCUUCACGGCGUAGUGUGUUACCAAUUGUUUUCUUGGUGACUAUGGUCCCAGCUGCCUUGAGAUCAUUGACAAGAUCCUCCCGUGUAGUUUUGGGCUGAUUCAUCACCGUUCUCAUGAUCAUUGCAACUCCACGAGGUGAGAUCUUGCAUGGAGCCCCAGGCCGAGGGAGAUUGACAGUUCUUUUGUGUUUCUUCCAUUUGCGAAUAAUCGCACCAACUGUUGUCACCUUCUCACCAAGCUGCUUGGCGAUGGUCUUGUAGCCCAUUCCAGCCUUGUGUAGGUCUAGAAUAUUGUCCCUGACAACCUUGGAGAGCUCUUUGAUCUUGGCCAUGGUGGAGAGUUUGGAAUCUGAUUGAUUGAAUGCUUCUGUGGACAGGUGUCUUUUAUACAGGUAACAAACUGAGAUUAGGAGCACUCCCUUUAAGAGUGUGCUCCUAAUCUCAGCUCGUUACCUGUAUAAAAGACACCUGGGAGCCAAAAAUCUUUCUGAUUGAGACGGGGUCAAAUACUUAUUUCCGUCAUUAAAAUGCAAAUCAAUUUAUAACAUUUUUGACAUGCGGUUUUCUGGAGUUUUUUGUUGUUAUUCUGCCUCUCACUGUUCAAAUAAACCUACCAUUAAAAUUAUACACUGAUCAUUUCUUUGUCAGUGGGCAAACGUACAAAAUCAGCAGGGGAUCAAAUACUUUUUUCCCUCACUGUAGGUGUUCCUUUUCUCCAGGUGGGAAAGGGCGAUUGAGAUUGCGUAAUCUGUGGAUCUGUUGGGGCGUUAUGCGAAUUGUAGUGGGUCUAGGGUUUCCGGGGUGAUGGUAUUGAUGUGAGCCAUAACCAGCCUUUCAAAGCACUUCAUGGCUACUGAUGUGAGUGCUAUGGGGCGGUAGUAAUUUAGGCAGGUUAUCUUCGCUUUCUUGGGCACAGGCACUAUGGUGGUCUGCUUGAAACAUGUAGGUAUUACAGACUCGGUCAGGGAGAGGUUGAAAAUGUCAGUGAAAACACUUGCCAGUUGGUCCGCUCAUGCUCUGACUACACGUCCUGGUACGUCUGAUCCCGCGGCCUUGUGAAUGUUGACCUGUUUAAAGGUCUUGCUCACAUCGGCUACGGAGAGCGUGAUCACACAGUCGUCCGGAACAGCUGGUGCUCUCAUGCAUGCUUCAGUUUUGCUUGCCUCGAAGCGAGCAUAAAAGGCAUUUAGCCUGUCUGGUAGGCUCGUGUCACUGGGCAGCUCGCGGCUUUGAACUUCUCUAAUUGUUACCAUGCACCUGCAACAAGAUAGCUCAGAUGUGCGAGUGCAUUUUUCAUGUUGAAAGUAAAACACACCAACAGUAAAUGUACCGGUAUCAAAUACAUUUUUUAUUACAAACAAGAAACACUUUUCAAUGAGGACAGAAAUCCACUUUGGGUUGAAAAAAAUAACUUCAUCAAAAACAGUAGAAAAUGAAUGCAUUAAUAGCUAUAAAUAAAAUGCAAACAAAAUACAUAAAACUACUUCUUAACCAUGGCCUCUAAAAUGGCCAUAAGGCGUGCCUCACAGGCAGUCACCUCCUUCUCCCACCUCCCCAUCUGGACCCUUUUGGGAGAGCGAGGAGCCCACAUCUGCUGUUUAUUUGUGCUUAAGCCUAAGGUUCUCCCACUUAUUUUUCACCCAUGCAGGUGACAGCUGCCCUUCCAGCACACACUCAUUUUAUGUAGAUCCUGCAAAGACAUUAGAUUAAGUACAACAUUAACCAAAACAUGAGUAAAGUAGAGUUGUUUGAACUUUAUGUAGCUAGAUGGUCACAUACUUUAUAAAAUUGGCCUGCCAAGGUGAAACAGUAACGAGUGCAGCCUACCAUUACUUUACCUUAACGGGUGUGUACUCCAAACAGUUGCAAAACGUUUUGCAACAAAAACUAGCGUUUUUCUAUUGGACAGGUUCAGCAAACAGGGAGGGAACCUGCCUGAAUCUGUCCAAUAGAAAAACUUGUUUUCAUUGCAAAACAGAACAUUUUGCAACUGUUUGGGGUAAUGAUUACACCUAUAUAUGCAAUGAAACUAGCUAGCUAGGCUAACGUUAAAUAUGAAGUUGACGCUCAACAGCAAGUAACCACGUAGCUAGCUAACGUUACUGUUCGAACACUUAUAACUUCUUGUCCUAGCUAGCUACUAAAGCACAUAGCUAGUUAAAGGCACAGCAGGCAGCUACAAAGCCAAAAUGAGUAUAACAUCCUGGCAUUUACAGCAUACUCUAUUUUUUUCUCAAUAAAAAUUACAUACUAUAAAACGUUAUUUUCACAUACUGAGAAUGAGUCAUGCGUGAUUGCGUUGUUUCCCGCUUUUGGUUCAUUUCGGUAGCGCAUCCCCAUAUCUAAUUGACAGCUGAUUAUCAGCUGUUAUCAAAGCCGAAAUGAGUAGGACAUCCGGGCAUUUAAAGUAUACUCGAUUUUCAAAAUGUCACAUACUAUAAAAAAUAAUUUUUUCGAAUACUCAAACAGCCUACUAUUCAGGACGCAAGUAUUGGUAUUCGGACACAGCCACUGUCUGUCACCUUGAUUACUCCAAUUUGUCUCUCGUUCUGUGCACCUAUGUUAUAAACUUUCAUUUGUAGGCUAGGUUGUAGCAACCUCAUGAUGGGUAUACAGUGAGGGGAAAAAAGUAUACGAUCCCCUGCUGAUUUUGUACGUUUGCCCACUGACAAAGAAAUGAUCAGUCUAUCAUUUUAAUGGUAGGUUUAUUUGAACAGUGAGAGACAGAAUAACAACAAAUAAAUCCAGAAAAACGCAUGUCAAAAAUGUUAUCAAUUGAUUUGCAUUUUAAUGAGGGAAAUAAGUAUUUGACCCCUCUGCAAAACAUUACUUAGUACUUGGUGGCAAAAGCCUUGUUGGCAAUCACAGAGGUCAGACGUUUCUUGUAGUUGGCCACCAGGUUUGCACACAUCUCAGGAGGGAUUUUGUCCCACUCCUCUUUGCAGAUCUUCUCCAAGUCAUUAAGGUUUCGAGGCAGACAUUUGACAAAUCAAACCUUCAGCUCCCUCCACAGAUUUUCUAUGGGAUUAAGGUCUGGAGACUGGCUAGGCCACUCCAGGACCUUAAUGUGUUUUGGGUCAUUGUCAUGCUGGAAUACCCAUCCACGACCCAUUUUCAAUGCCCUGGCUGAGGGAAGGAGGUUCUCACCCAAGAUUUGACGGUACAUGGCCCCGUCCAUCGUCCCUUUGAUGCGGUGAAGUUGUCCUGUCCCCUUAGCAGAAAAACACCCCCAAAGCAUAAUGUUUCCGCCUCCAUGUUUGACGGGGGAAUGGUGUUCUUGGGGUCAUAGGCAGCAUUCCUCCUCCUCCAAACACGGCGAGUUGAGUUGAUGCCAAAGAGCUCGAUUUUGCUCUCAUCUGACCACAACACUUUCACCCAGUUCUCCUCUGAAUCAUUCAGAUGUUCAUUGGCAAACUUCAGGCGGCCCUGUAUAUGUGCUUUCUUGAGCAGGGGGACCUUGCGGGCGCUGCAGGAUUUCAGUCCUUCACGGCGUAGUGUGUUACCAAUUGUUUUCUUGGUGACUAUGGUCUCAGCUGCCUUGAGAUCAUUGACAAGAUCCUCCUGUGUAGUUCUGGGCUGAUUCCUCACCGUUCUCAUGAUCAUUGCAACUCCACGAGGUGAGAUCUUGCAUGGAGCCCUAGGCCGAGGGAGAUUGACAGGUCUUUUGUGUUUCUUCCAUUUGCGAAUAAUCGCACCAACUGUUUUCACCUUCUCACCAAGCUGCUUGGUAAUGGUAUUGUAGCCCAUUCCAGCCUUGUGUAGAAUCUUGUCCCUGACAUCCUUCGAGAGCUCUUUGGUCUUGGCCAUGGUGGAGAGUUUGGAAUCUGAUUGAUUGAUUGCUUCUGUGGACAGGUGUCUUUUAUACAGGUAACAAGCUGAGAUUAGGAGCACUCCCUUUAAGAGUGUGCUCCUAAUCUCAGCUCGUUACCUAUAUAAAAGACACCUGGGAGCCAGAAAUCUGUCUGAUUGAGAGGGGGUCAAAUACUUAUUUCCCUCAUUUAAAAUGCAAAUCAAUUUAUAACAUUUCUGACAUGCGUUUUUCUGGAUUUUUUGUUGUUGUUAUUCUGUCUCUCACUGUUCAAAUAAACCUACCAUUAAAAUUAUAGACUGAUCAUUUCUUUGUCAGUGGGCAAACGUACAAAUACUUUUUUCCCUCACUGUAGGUCAAAUUCGAGUAUCAUGUAGUAGCCUAAACAUAUCGACGUUACAUUGAGCUAGGUGAAUGGAAUAUGAAUGACAGUCAUGCCAAUAUGCUGUAAUAGAAGUAAGGCCAUGCUCAUAAAAAAUAAAAUAAAAACUGCCCUCCCUAAUCUUAAAACGGCACCGACCGCCACUGAGUUACACCAUUUCUUAUUGCAAUAACAGCAGCAGAUCCACGAAGCUCUGAGGUUUAUAGGAAUAUCUUGGCUCUGUCCCUAAUGAAAUAAAAGAUGUUGAUCUACUCUGUAAUGACUAACUCUGUCAGAGUCAUCCUAUAAUCACAUAAUCCAUAACAUGACUAGUAGUGUCUUUGUUUCAGAUACUACGAAAGAAGAUAACAUUCAAUAUGAAUGGAGUUGUUGUUCAUUAUGAACCUUCUAAAAUGUAUUUUAUUGCACCUAGAUCCGUAUCAGUGUCUCCUUCCUCACUCUGCUGUCAUCAACAUCUGUCCUAUUUCACUUCCAUCGUCUGUCUGUAACAAAUCCCCCCUCUCUAGCUACAGUAAAAUCUUAGUUUAUGUCACACUCUUUAGAAUCCAUUUUAAGCGGAGAGGGAUGGCAGCCACUUCGCCAGCGCCCAUAAACUUUUAAGUCUCUGAAGCAGAAGGAUUUUGCGCCUUUUUUUUCCACCAAUGAGAGUUGUUGGCAAGGCCCAUAGGUUUUAGAGAGACCCAUGUUGAGAGAGAGAGAGAAGCAUGGGAUGGUUGUAGCGUGAUGCAGAGAGGGAGUUGUUAAAACCAGCCCUGCUAAUGUCCAGGAGAUUGGAGUUAUUUAAUGGCUCUAAUGCCUUGCUACUGAUAUAGUAUAAUGGAGUAUGGCUAUUGGCUAUGCAUCUGGGCAACAGAGCACCUGGCUGUUAGUGCACAUGGUGGCGCUGAGGAGUCCCCCCACCAGUCCCCAGAGGAUCUGAAAGGUGGUGGUGGAGAAGAUACUUUUUUAAUUUUACAGGUGGGCUUAGUUUAAAGACAAUAAUAAUAUUUAGGCUUGGACCAUGUUGAGUGACUGGUUGUGGUGUCUCUCCCUCCCUUCUACAGGUCUCUGAACAUGCUGAACUGUCCUGGGUCCUGGGCUGCUUCAUCAGUAUGACCCGACUCAGACACCUGCCUCAGUGGAAGGUACAUAACAGCUUGGGAAUGCUGUGGGAUUUGAAAUGCAGUGACACAAUCCUGACUUUUUGUGUAAAUUAUGCAUUAAUAUCAAUGGCUGCACAAUUGAGUUGAUGAUCAGUAAAAUUAUUGUUAGUCAAGUUACAAAUGGUGGAAAGUUCAACGGUAUCCUUCCAUCUUCCUCCAUUUCCUUUCUCAUGUUCAACAUCCUGACUAUUGUUAGUCCUGUUUGUUUCUCGUAGCAGCACCUCACCUGCCAGAUCUGUUUGAAUGUUCUCAUAAUGACAGUGAUUUCCCUGGCCACAUGCAGUUUUACUAGGAGGCCAGAGGGAAGGAAAGGACGGCCAGCAGUGUUCUGGUUCUACACUGAAAACAGCUUCUGACAUUUUGUUUACUCAACAGCUGACUUCACGUCAAACAUGGUGGAAAAUGUCCUGUGAUUCAGCCAUGUUGAGUUUGUAUGAGCGAGUGCUCUUCACUCAUAAAGAGAACAUGCCGCCUUAAAGAGAAGCUAACCUGUUAUCUUUUUCUUUGUCUUUCAUUUUCUAUUUUUCUCUCUCCUUGUAAUGUUUCUUUCUCUUUCUUCUUGCUACACCUCUCUCCCCUAUUUCUCUUACUCUCUCUCUCCAGAUGAAAAGUAAACAGAAGAAUGAGGGGCGUGUGGGGCUGUACACUUGCAGGCUGCAGAUAGUAUCCUCUACAAGUGAGAUCAGUCUCUAUUAAGUGUGGGUGUGCUGCAGCAAAUACAUUUAAUUUAAUAAAGUAAAUUCACUGAGUGUGAGGUUUUCUAUGUUCUAUGUUGUUACAGGUCCACUCAAGUCCCUGUAGGAUGAGAUCAGGUCCAACAUCUGGAGUUGGCUCAGGACCUAGCCCGCAUCUUCAACAACACAUACGGAGACUUAUUCCCUGAGCCACCCGCUCUGCUCAGUAAGUUACUGUGCACCACACAGGGGUUACAUCUAUGAUUGCAGGCAGUGUAGUACAUUUCCUCUUACACACGCACUCAUACAUACAGUGGGGAAAAAGUAUUUAGUCAGCCACCAAUUGUGCAAGUUCCCCCACUUAAAAAGAUGAGAGAGGCCUGUAAUUUUCAUCAUAGGUACACGUCAACUAUGACAGACAAAAUGAGAGAAAAAAAUCCAGAAAAUCACAUUGUAGGAUUUUUAAUUAAUUUAUUUGCAAAUUAUGGUGGAAAAUAAGUAUUUGGUCAAUAACAAAAGUUUCUCAAUACUUUGUUAUAUACCCUUUGUUAGCAAUGACACAGGUCAAACGUUUUCUGUAAGUCUUCACAAGGUUUUCACACAUUGUUGCUGGUAUUUUGGCCCAUUCCUCCAUGCAGAUCUCCUCUAGAGCAGUGAUGUUUUGGGGCUGUCGCUGGGCAACACAGACUUUCAACUCCCUCCAAAGAUUUUCUAUGGGGUUGAGAUCUGGAGACUGGCUAGGCCACUCCAGGACCUUGAAAUGCUUCUUACGAAGCCACUCCUUCGUUGCCCGGGCGGUGUGUUUGGGAUCAUUAUCAUGCUGAAAGACCCAGCCACGUUUCAUCUUCAAUGCCCUUGCUGAUGGAAGGAGGUUUUCACUCAAAAUCUCACGAUACAUUGCCCCAUUCAAUCUUUCCUUUACACGGAUCAGUCGUCCUGGUCCCUUUGCAGAAAAACAGCCCCAAAGCAUGAUGUUUCCACCCCCAUGCUUCACAGUAGGUAUGGUGUUCUUUGGAUGCAACUCAGCAUUCUUUGUCCUCCAAACACGAUGAGUUGAGUUUUUACCAAAAAGUUAUAUUUUGGUUUCAUCUGACCAUAUGACAUUCUCCCAAUCCUCUUCUGGAUCAUCCAAAUGCACUCUAGCACACUUCAGACGGGCCUGGACAUGUACUGGCUUAAGCAGGGGGACACGUCUGGCACUGCAGGAUUUGAGUCCCUGGCGGCGUAGUGUGUUACUGAUGGUAGGCUUUGUUACUUUGGUCCAAGCUCUCUGCAGGUCAUUCACUAGGUCCCCCCGUGUGGUUCUGGGAUUUUUGCUCACCGUUCUUGUGAUCAUUUUGACCCCACGGGGUGAGAUUUUGCGUGGAGCCCCAGAUCGAGGGAGAUUAUCAGUGGUCUUAUAUGUCUUCCAUUUCCUAAUAAUUGCUCCCACAGUUGAUUUCUUCAAACCAAGCUGCUUACCUAUUGCAGAUUCAGUCUUCCCAGCCUGGUGCAGGUCUACAAUUGUGUUUCUGGUGUCCUUUGACAGCUCUUUGGUCUUGGCCAUAGUGGAGUUUGGAGUGUGACUGUUUGAGGUUGUGGACAGGUGUCUUUUAUACUGAUAACAAGUUCAAACAGGUGCCAUUAAUACAGGUAACGAGUGGAGGACAGAGGAGCCUCUUAAAGAAGAAGUUACAGGUCUGUGAGAGCCAGAAAUCUUGCUUGUUUGUAGGUGACCAAAUACUUAUUUUCCACCAUAAUUUGCAAAUAAAUUCAUAAAAAAUCCUACAAUGUGAUUUUCUGGAUUCUUUUCUCUCAUUUGUCUGUCAUAGUUGACGUGUACCUAUGAUGAAAAUUACAGGCCUCUCUCAUCUUUUUAAGUGGGAGAACUUGCACAAUUGGUGGCUGACUAAAUACUUUUUUUCACCACUGUACGUAAACAUACUCAAAAUCCAUCUCUCACUCGCUUUCUCUCACUUUCUCUCUCUCUCUCAUACACAUAGAUAUACCCAUAUGGAUACAUACACCUAUGUCCAGAUGCACAUGCACAAAGACACAUGGCCAGCAUGUUCUACUGAUGGAUACUUAACCCCAUUCUGACAUACUCCGUUUUAUACUCCUUCAUUAUUGCCAUCAUGAAAGCACAAGAUGUAACCAACCAUGCGUGCAAUGGAGCUUUGAUUAAAGGACUGUUCCCUUCCUCAUAUAUCUGAGAAAUAAAGUGAUAAUAGAUUUGGGGAGGCGGGAGGGGUAUGUCCUCAAGAUGACUUCAGAGAUGUGUGCGUGUUGAGAUGGAUAGAUAAAAGUGUGUGUGUAUUACAGGGGCGGGUUAGGGACAGUGGUUGGCUCAGGCUGGUUGAUGCUGUCUUCUUGUGUUGUGUUUGGCUACUUACCGAUGGACGUUUUGUGGGAAAGAGACACCAGAGCAGCAGCUUCUGACAGAUCUGCCAAUCAUCAGCCGCCUCUUUGAAACCCAAUCAAAGAUGUCCUCUUAAAUCACCCUGAAACAAAGAGCUCAUCAGGAAAGAGACCCCCCUCCCUUCCCCCUUCAUCCUCUAGUGCCACCCCCCAUGCACCCCUGACUUCUCUGCUGACAGCAUACUGCCAGGACCUGGUUCUUCUUAUCAGGAUAUGAUUAACUGAUGUAAUGAUAUCCCAUGCAUACAUUCACCUUAAUAACAGAGGCUAUAGCCAUAUUGCUGACAAACGCAACCCAGCCUUAACAAGGCCUAUUCUCUUUUCAUCCCAAUCAGGCUCCACACGGAAGGUCAAAUCCCUCCGCGACCCCUCCUCCAAGAUGUCUAAGUCAGACCCUCAGAAGAUGGCCACCGUCAACCUCACUGACUCGCCCGACGACAUCGUCCUCAAAAGAAUCUGCCGCACCAUCACAGACUUCACCUCCAAGGUGACCUUUGACCCUGAGGCUUGUCCGGGUGUGUCCAACCUGGUGCUGAUGCACGCGGAGGAGACGGUGGGACAGGCCAAGGGGCUGGACACAGGGAAGUACAAACUGGUCGCGGAGGCUGUGGUGCAGCGGCUCACACCGAUCAGGGAGGAGAUUGAGAGGCUGAGGGGGGACAGGGGGCACCUGGAGAGGCUGCUGGCCCAGGGAGCCCACAGGACCAGGGAACUGGCUGCACCCAUCCUCAAGGAGGUCCGCCACAGAGUAGGCUUUUGCUGA